UAUCCUCAACCCCAGAUUUCAGACUAUCCUCCCUUCAAAAAAAAUAAAAAUUUUCAUACAGUGCCUUAGAAAUAUUAUCAUUUAAAGUACAAAUUGAAAUUAUACCAACAAACCAAGCUAAGGGGAAGUAGCCCUGAUAAAUCUUUAGUUGCGAUUCAUUACAAAGUAACUUCUGUUAGGCUAAGUUUACAUAAUUGGAAAUUCAAAAGUUGUAAAAUUACAAUAAAUGAAUCCAAUUUGGAGUACGUUAUCUGGAGUGAAUAAAAGUUGGAUAGGCCUAAAUAAAAAAGACAAAAAUAAGUAAGUGUCUUAAGUGUUCACUGAAGGUGACGUUGCACUAAAGCUGAUGUUUCCUCACUGCCAGUAUGUCCUUGAAGGCACAGCAGCUUUUGCAUAAAUCACUUGUUAACUCGCAGGAUCAAAGGUCUCCUAUGAGUUCUCGCUCAUGCGCUCAAUCAGUCAGUCAGUCAGAGGCAGGCGGACCGUGUACCACCACUGUGAACCACGUUUUAACUCUCCAGGUAAAAAAAAAACUAACCCAGCAAACAUGGACAACGUCUAUGACACAGUAGAUGAGGGAAGUGCGCAUGAGGAGCGCCGUGAUGGAGCCGACAGCCCCGACGACCGAGAGCCCAAACAGGUGAGCUCAGGUGAGUCGAAGGAGCAGCAGCUGCUCAGCGAGGUGACGGUCCACGUCUCCUCCGCGGAAGGAGAGCAGCGCAGCUCUCCGGACUACAUGGACACCAGAGACGAGGACAAACACAGCAGCUCGUCCUCUUCAUCCAGCGAUGAUGAUGAAGAGGAGGCCAAAGCAGAGAAAGAGGUUAAAGCAGAUGAGGUGACAGAGGUGAAGGUGGAGCCAGCGGUGGAGGAGGCGAAGGUGGAGGAGGUGAACGGCGAGGCGCACGACGGAUCCAGGCGCUCAUCAUCAUCCUCGGCCUCCUCAGCAUCCUCCGUUCCGCCCGGAGACCCGUGCGAUGACCCACCGAUCCAGCUGAGGGUCCAGGAGGAGGAAGAUGAGAUGCUGAUGUCGUACACCCUCCCCAGCACUGACAGCACGCCGGAGGAGUCCGUCGACUACAGCCUGAAGACUGUGGAGACUUUGGAGACUCUGGAGAAUGUGACUCUGGAUGAGAGCAGCCAGCCGGACAUCUCUCUGUUCGUCAAGGCGGGCAACGACGGAGAAAGCAUCGGCAACUGUCCCUUCUCUCAGCGCCUAUUCAUGAUCCUCUGGCUCAAAGGGGUCGUGUUCAACGUCACUACCGUCGACCUCAAAAGAAAGCCAGCAGAUCUGCAUAACCUGGCUCCGGGGACACACCCUCCUUUCCUGACCUUCAACGGAGAGGUCAAGACCGAUAUCAACAAGAUCGAGGAGUUCCUGGAGGAAACGCUCUGCCCUCCAAAGUAUCCCAAACUGGCCGCCAAGCAGAGAGAGUCGAACACAGCUGGAAACGACAUCUUCGCCAAGUUCUCAGCCUACAUCAAGAACACCAAACCAGAGGCCAACGCCGUUCUAGAGAAAGGUUUGGCCAAGGCCCUGAAGAAGCUGGAUGACUACCUGAACAGCAUCUUGCCAGAUGAGAUAGAUGCAGACAGCAUGGAGGAGGAGAAGGGCUCCAACCGCAGCUUCCUCGAUGGAAGCGAGCUCACUCUCGCAGACUGCAACCUGCUGCCGAAGCUUCACAUAGUCAAGGUUGUUGCUAAGAAGUACCGCAACUACGACAUCCCCUCAGACAUGUCGGGCGUGUGGCGGUACCUGAAGAACGCCUACACACGGGACGAAUUCACCAACACUUGCGCUGCCGACUCCGAGAUCGAGACCGCCUACAAAGACGUGGCGAGGAGACUGGCCAAGUAACUCGCCAACCGACCCGAGCUCAAACGAGAUAAACUAGUACCACAACACAACACUUUUCAACAUACAUGUGACUGUCCUUUUGAGUCUUCUUCAGUGGCAUUUUUAGGAACCAGACAUAUAUUUUUCGUCUGUCGUAGUAAACAGGUCAGAUGAUGUUGCAGAUGUCUGUGUUACAGGGUGGCUUACAGGCCUGCUGCUUUACAACUGUAAUGUGGCGUUGCAAUUACAGAAACAGACGUGGCAGAAGAGAAGUGGAGCAGACGAUAAAUCAAGUGCAUUUAACUUAAUUCACAGGUUUCAGACCACAUUCGAAUUUUGCUGCUGUGAAACUUCUGACAUAACACUUUCGCUCCAACACGAUUGUGUCCCGUCUGUAUUUAUUUCUCAUGACACAAAGCUCUCUUUCAUGCAUUCUCCACCGGUCCGCACGGCCAAACAUUUUACUAGCUGCUGAUGUCAGGGUCGUUCACUUUAUUUAUUCCUAAGCCCGCAGGAGUCUAGUCUGACUCCAGUGUUUAUUAUCAAGCUUUGGCUCAGGGGGGAGACACCUAGAUUCAUCUAGGAUUGGCGCUAAUUGUUUUUUUUUGCUGAAUAUGACUGUUGGCGAGCUGCAGAUUCAUUUUGAUUGUCAUCACUUUAGGUGUUGCUGCUGUAGUUGUUUUGUGUCCUUGAGCUCAUCUUGAGAUUCACUCCUGCUUCUGAAAGAUUGAUUUGAAGAAAGACUGAUUUUUAAUGAUACGUUUAUAUGCUCGAUGACGUUAGAUUUAGCUGACGAGAGCAUUAGAACAGAGCUGAUUUGUUUGCAUGCAUGAAUCUGUUUUAAAUUGUAAUAUUUAAGAGCUCAAAAUCCUUAACUAUGUGCCUUUAUUUGGAAGUAUCAAAAAUCCAUGCCAAUGUCACUGAUUCUGAAAAAUAUGUAUUGCAGCCAGAGCGGAGACAUUUGUUCUGCCUCUAGCUAUUGGUGUUCGGUCUAGGUAUUGAUUUUGUCUUAAGUUACACAUGAUAUUAUGAAUGGAGAGAGUAUUUAUUUAGCAGCCCCCCAAUCAGGCCUGAUUAGGUGGAGCCAUUAGUGCUGCGAUGAAAAGCGUCUUCCAGGCCAGGUCCACGAUGGUCAGGAGGAGCGCUGCCCUCCAGCCCUCCAGCCCUUCAUCACAGAGACAUUUCCUCCUAGCAACAUCCACAGGCUAAAGUUCAAGUUCAAAAGUUCCAUUGUCCACGCGGAGGACGGAUGGAAAUUUGUCUCGGGGCUUAUCGUCUUUGGCUCGGUGUCAGGCUGCAACUAUAGCGAGACUUCCUUGCAGAACCAUGAGGCUCUUGUGUGGUUUGGACAAACACAUGAUAUGAAAUUGGAGCAUGAUGACUGAGAGCCUUGCUCAUUGCGAAGCUCUACAAAUAAAAUAAUAUUUUCACAGA
This is a messenger RNA of Sebastes umbrosus (honeycomb rockfish), 3271 nucleotides long. RefSeq names its product chloride intracellular channel 5b (gene clic5b). The transcript has 6 exons. Lineage: Eukaryota; Metazoa; Chordata; Actinopteri; Perciformes; Sebastidae. The coding region runs from base 446 to 1858 and encodes 470 amino acids. The record is from RefSeq and is a predicted model, not a curated record.